Emiliania huxleyi CCMP1516 is the source of this 1639-nucleotide messenger RNA. RefSeq lists its product as hypothetical. The transcript has 5 exons. The record is from RefSeq and is a predicted model, not a curated record. The annotation marks the transcript as partial. NCBI's taxonomy places the organism in Eukaryota, Haptophyta, Isochrysidales, Noelaerhabdaceae.
CGAUGAGCGACCCCGACUGGGCGCGCUCAACCUCGAGAGCCGUCUCUGCUGGCGCGGCGGCGGCCGCCGCCGCGGCGACGACGACUGCUGCGGCAGCAAAAAAGGCGGCCGUCGUGACGGGCGAAUAUGCUGUGCCGGCGGCUGUUAUCGCGGCUGAGCACCUCUCCGUGGCUGCCGCCGUCGGGUACGGCGCCACGUGCAGCGCCGUUGGCCGCGGCUGGCACGCCACCCGCAGCGCCGUCGGUCCACGCCUGGAGCGGGCUGCAGACAUGGCGGCGGAAGAGGUUGCGGUGGCGUGGUCACGCGCGACUGCACGUCUGGGCGAGGCGCUGCUCCCUCUGAGGGAGGGCGUGGCGAGGCUUGCGGAGUCCGAGGCGCUGGAAAAGCUAGCGGAGAGAGCCGCUGCCGCCCUUUCCGCGCUUCGCUGGCUCGCCUCGGUCGCCGAGGGAGCGCCGCUGCUGGCUGCGGCUGCCUGCGGAGGCGGGGGCCUGCUGCUGCUGCGGUGGCGGCUGCGGCGGAGGGCGCCGUGGCUGCUGCAGAGCGUGGCGGCGGCCGGGGAGGGCGGCGGCGAAGGCGCUAGGCACUUCAGCAUGGUGCGUGCCGACGGCGCCGUGCUUCCGCUGCCCGGCCCGCUGCAGCCCGACCUGCCGCUGGCGCUGCCGUCGCCGGCGGCCGGCGCGAGGCCACACCACGCGGAGGCGCGCUGCCGCUGGCUGGCGCAGGUUGUCCAGUAUCGCCCCACCGACGUCGUCCUCGCAUCGUACCCGUACUGCGGCGCUGCCCUCGUCGAGCGGCUGGCGGAAAGCCUCUCCCAGCACGGCGAGGGCCGGGUCACUCUGUCCGAGUUCGAGUACGUCGUCGUGACUCGCAACCCGCUCGACGCAUGCAGCGCCUGCUACCGGCGCGGGUGGGACCCUCGCGCGAGGGGGUGGCCCUUCGAUGCGCACGCCCUCGCCUGGCUGGACGGGCGUGCCGGCGGCUCGUUCGGCGCUACGGGCUCCUUCUGCGACUUUUACCGCGGCUGGCGAGGCGCAGCGCUCCGCUACCCGCCCGCGGGCGGGCGGCACGCAACUCGGAUGGAGGCGCUGCUACUGCAGGCCCCGGGCAGCAGCUGGUGGCGGGAGAAUGGCAGCGAUGCCGUCGGCGUCGGCGACGGCGCGGAGAGGCCGAUGGUGCUGUGGCUGCACCUCGAGGCGCUGCUGCGGGAGCCGGGCAGAGAGGCGGCGAGGCUUGCCGCCUUCCUCGGCCUCGACGCCUCUGACGGCCGUCUGAUCGACGGCGUCGUGUCGGACGCGACAUUCGGCGCGUUGCGCGAGGCGGAGCUGCAGGCGCUGGGCGGGUGGAGGGAGGACUUCGCUCCGCACCCGGGCCUGCGGGGGCGGGUGGAGGCGGCCCUCAAGAGGGAGACGCGCGGUCUGGGGCUGAGGUAUGACCUCGGCGGCGGGGAGGACUUGCAGUGACGUAGCUUGCCCGGCCCGUGUUCGUGAGGAUUCGGGUUCGAGUCCCCCUGGGAGUGUGCGUGCAGCGUGGUGGGUCUGCUGCUGCUGUGGUGGACUGGAGGUAUGGAGGCAUGAUUGGAGGGUGAGGCACUCGCUGCUACCGGUCUUCUCUUCGACUUCGCGCUUUUGCGCACGACUCU